UGGUUUCGUCUUGAUUCAACGCAAAAUGCUUUCCAUCAUGAUUCAUGUAAGAACGUUAAAAGACGUUGCGUCUGACUUUCGUACUAUUUUGCGUACGUUCAAAUUCAACGCGGUAAUUAUGCGCGACAUCUGAUGUUCGCUUUUCAAAUCUGUCCAAUGAAGCUUUUAUUUACAGUGUAUAUGUUUUCGACGGGAAAAACGCGAAGAGUCUAUUAAGUAUUCUAAUUGAGAUGUUAAUUAUUGUAUAAUUUGCGCCUUUCAAAAAUAAAAACAAAAGAAUUUUAAACGGAUUUUGUCUUAAAAGGAAGUGGAAGCACCGUUCAUAGCAACCGUCCUGUCGUUGCUGUUGCUAGGUAUUAUAUAAACAUGCUGGGGAUUUAAAUAUUUGAAAAAUGAUUGGGAAAAUGAUCGCUUUUAUACACAAUGUAAGGUUAUGAAUCAUGUCUUGAUAAGUAAAUAUGGCAGAAAAUGAAUGCGACGAGGAAAAGAGUGAUAUAUGCGAAACAGAACUUCGUGGUGAAAACGAGUUUGAUGGAGAGACCGUUGAAGAGCGAAGCGCCAAGGAAAGCUCUGGUUUUCUAGAUGAAGAGACCAUUAUUAAACCAUCUAAGAAAACCAAAGUGAAAAAACGACGGAAAAGAUGGCUCGGGAUUAACUUGUCAAAUUGUAAAUAUGAAAGCGUAAGGAGAGUUGCUAAACGUUUUGGGAUGAGAGAAGUUGGUGAAGACGAUGAUUGGUCAUUGUUUUGGACAGAUUAUUCUGUGGCGCUGGAGCGAUGUAUGGAGAUGAAAAAAUAUCAAAAAAUCAACCAUUUUCCUGGCAUGAUAGAAAUAUGUAGAAAAGACUUACUAGCUAGAAAUAUGAACAGAUUACUGAAACUUUUCCCCAAAGAAUAUCAAGUAUUUCCAAAGACGUGGGUUCUACCUGCAGACUACGGGGAUUUUCAAGCGUUUUGUCGACAAAAGAAAAACGUUACGUUCAUUUGUAAACCGGAGAGCGGAUCACAAGGAAAAGGGAUUUUCGUCACGAAAAAUCCAAAAGAUGUCAAACCAGGCGAACAUAUGAUUUGUCAACAAUACGUCUCAAAGCCAUUUCUCAUCGAUGGCUUCAAGUUCGACCUACGAAUAUACAUCGUCGUUUCGUCUUGUGAUCCUUUAAGAAUUUUUGUUUAUAAAGAUGGUUUAGCAAGGUUUGCUACGGUCCAGUAUAAUGAACCAUCGAAUGGAAAUCUGGAUGAUAUGUGUAUGCAUCUGACAAAUUACGCCAUUAAUAAACACAGCAAGGAUUUUGAUAGAGAUGAAGAGUCCGGUAGUAAAAGACGCAUUACAACUGUUGAUAAUUGGUUUAAAGAAAAUGGCUAUGACGUCAAACAGAUAUGGGCCGAUAUAGAGGAUGUGAUGAUCAAGACUCUGAUCACAGCUCAUCCGAUUCUUAAACAUAACUACCGCACGUGUUUUCCUAACCACACGAAGGGCAGUGCUUGUUUUGAAAUACUUGGCUUUGAUGUAUUACUGGACAGAAAACUCAAGCCUUGGGUUUUGGAGGUAAAUCACUCGCCCAGUUUUCAUACGGACUCAAAACUUGAUAAGGAAGUAAAGGAAGGUUUGAUCUACGAUACUUUGAAUUUGGUGAACUUUCACGCUUGCGAUAAGAGGAAAUGUGCUGAAGAAGACCGAAAGAAAGUUCAAGAAAGAUUACUUAAAACGAAACAGCUAAAAGAUACAAAGCGAGAAGAGAUAUGUGGUUAUAGCGCCAGUAAACAAGAACAAAUACUUAGGAACUACGAAGACUUGCAUCUUGGAGGAUUUCGGCGAGUUUAUCCCAACUCCAACGAAGAGUUAUACGAGAAGUACUUUGAGAAUUGUGGCUCACUUUUUCAGGAAACUACCGCAUCAAAGGCAAGAACGGAAUGCUCAAGAAUACAGCGUGAGCUUAUCCUUGCGAAGCAACAGGAGAUCGAAAUGAUGCGGGCGAAGAAUUGUGGACGCAAACCGCUGAUCCGUGACGGUCUGAGACCGGAGAGUGAAGGCGCGUUUACCAAGAAGGCUAAACGACUGAUUCGAGCGAAAAUACAUCAUAAAUAUUUUGGAAAAGAGUGGCAAUUGAAUGGUGUUGAUACCUCCAAACCAAUGGAUAUCACGGAAGAAGAGGAGCUUAAUAGGAUCACAGGCAUGUUGCAGCGGGAUAAUCUCGUGCGUGGUGUUGGAAUCGUCGAAGAAGUUUAUAAAUUACUUCAUUGCACUCCUGGAACAGGUGGCCCUAGAAAAGACUGCACUCACCACUCGCAUCAACCAAAAGACGGUUGUGAUUCAAAGACGAAUGCCCAGCAGAGCGAAGAUCGACGUCAUCAUUACGUCAUCAACAAUAACGUCAUGCCGAACCCGAGUUCUACGUUGAAUACAUACUUAGUAUCAAAUAGUGUCAUGCGACUUAACCAGCGAUCAUACCCAACUGCCCCUUAUUUUCAUCGUUCUGAAAACAGGCGAACACUAUCUACGACAGCUGGUAAUGAUGUCAAUGCAGGCAACAUGUCGCCUGCAACAUAUCACACGAAUAUCUUCAACAAACAGCGUUACUCCUCCCGUAAAUUAUCAACAAACAGAGAUCUUAGCCACAAUAUUGUCGACAUCGAUGUGCGAUACGACAGCAAUGCAUUACGGGAUACCUAUUUCAACCCCAAUCUCCGGCGUAUACUCAGUGCCAACAAUCUUAAGAUACAACAGAACUCUGGGUACGUUCGAAGUGGAAAUGUUAUCCAAUCAGAUUUUUCGUCACUCCAUAAUACAUCGAGUGGGGCGAUGAAAGUCACUACACACAAGACGCCUCUUGAGCUCAGUGUCAUAUCAGGGCCCGCUCCAAUAUCGUAUAAAAAUACACAAAAAACUGGAGGACACAGUUCGAAUAGUGGAAGAGGGGAACGUAUCCAAUCUACAACAAGUGAUUGCAAGUAUGUCGAUAUGAACCGAGACCAUCAGACUUUCGUUCUUGGCUAAUACGACAACUGGCAAACAACAAGAGGAACUCAAUCGCCCAACAAAGAAAUCUCCAUAGUCCUUUUAUAUGUAGUUUUUUUUAUAUUAAAAGUUCUGUAUUGUAUUAAUGUAGAAGUUAACGCGAGAUUGUAGCUGUGUAUGGUAACUACAAAUCUUCAUAAUAUUCCAAAGAUUUCAGACUAUAGUUUGUAUAGUGAACGGAGGGGACGUAGCUGGUUGUAACUUGAUGAAGUAUGAACCACUGGAAGUUUUUACACCAAAAUCGAUUUUUGUAUGGUAGGGAUAUUGACAUAUAUUAAGGGACAUUACGUGCAUUUCUAUUUCAUAGUAGGGUGCAAUUUUACCAGAGAAAUUUAUGCAUUA
Messenger RNA from Xenia sp. Carnegie-2017, 3356 nucleotides. Its product is annotated as tubulin polyglutamylase ttll6-like. Gene Ontology annotation, biological process: microtubule cytoskeleton organization; protein polyglutamylation. The record is from RefSeq and is a predicted model, not a curated record. Gene Ontology annotation, molecular function: tubulin binding; tubulin-glutamic acid ligase activity. Gene Ontology annotation, cellular component: cilium. The transcript has 17 exons. Bases 459 to 2993 code for a protein of 844 amino acids. Lineage: Eukaryota; Metazoa; Cnidaria; Anthozoa; Malacalcyonacea; Xeniidae.